AUGUGCUACGUGGGGAAGGCCACCAAGAUCUUCAUCGGCGUGGUGGCGGUGCUGGCGGUGGCGGGCUUGGUGCUUGGGCUGGGGGUCCGCCGCAACGGUCCCCGGAGGGCUGCACCAACAGAAUGCGACGGCGACGUUGAAGGCGGUAGCUGCGACGGGUUUCGUCCCGGCUACCCCGAGCCCAGGCCCGCCGCUCCCGGGAGCGGAUCCCCUCCGCCGCCGCCGUUGUUCAUAUCGCCGCCGGCGUCCCCCAGCGCACCUGCCGUACCCCCUACUCGAAGCCCGGCAGCGGCCACCGCCCCUACCGAGCACCGCUGGGACCCAGUUCGUAUUUAG
Messenger RNA from Spirodela intermedia, 336 nucleotides. The record is from the annotation of a GenBank genome assembly. Lineage: Eukaryota; Viridiplantae; Streptophyta; Magnoliopsida; Alismatales; Araceae.